Messenger RNA from Bipolaris victoriae FI3, 657 nucleotides. RefSeq lists its product as hypothetical. Bases 1 to 657 code for a protein of 218 amino acids. The transcript has a single exon. NCBI's taxonomy places the organism in Eukaryota, Fungi, Ascomycota, Dothideomycetes, Pleosporales, Pleosporaceae. The record is from RefSeq and is a predicted model, not a curated record.
AUGGCGAAACAGCUGCCGGUAAAACUAUCUCACAAAAGCGCCUUGGUACUGCUGCCUCCGUCACGCAUCACUGCGCCAAUAGAAGCAAUACGAAGCGUCUACGAUAAGCAGUUUCUACGAUGGCCCCCGCACAUCAACUUGCUGUACCCUUUCCUAGCAUCCCCGUCUGAGUCUUGCAAACUCAAGCACGACAUUCGCAUCCGAAUUGAACAAGUAGCCCGCGCCAUACCCCCUUUCCAUAUGUCACUCGAGUCGGAUCAACCUGGAGUCUUUCACCAUAACCUCAAGAACAAGACCGUCUGGCUUGGCCCCACCACUUACAGUAAUAUCCGAAAGCUUCAGGCGGCUUUAUACUCCGAAUUCUCUGUAAAUGGAGUUGACCGAGACCGCCGACCUUUCAUGCCCCAUAUUUCUGUAGGAAAAGCACAAAGCCAGGGUGGUGUAGACGAGAUUAGCGUAGAGAUCACCAAGAGCAUCUCCGAGUUCCUCUCACACAACGCAGAAAAAGAUGACAAGCCCACUACCCUGGAGUGGUAUGUCGAUAGGGUUCAUGUCCUUGAACGCAAAGAUGAAAAAGAUCGCUUCAAGAUUGUUGGCACUAUAUCAUUAGGGGAACCUAGCACAAGGGUAGAGCAGGCGACAACUUCAGUCGGCUGA